Messenger RNA from Ectocarpus sp. CCAP 1310/34, 1446 nucleotides. NCBI's taxonomy places the organism in Eukaryota, Phaeophyceae, Ectocarpales, Ectocarpaceae. The record is from the annotation of a GenBank genome assembly.
AUGGAUGAAGGUGACGACGGCAGCGGUGCUGGUAGAAGUGACGACGACAGCGACAACGACAGCGAACACGGCGACGAAGGACACGUCCCUGAACGUUUGCCAUGCGGUGGGGCACCAUCGUCAAGUCAACCUCUCGAGCAUCGCAACCCGCCGCCGGACGAUCACGCGACAUGGUUGCAGAACACCCAUCGACGCGUGGGGUUGAGGUUGGGAGGUUUCAUCAUGGAAGGUGGCGCAGGAGGAACGAAACUUCGUCAGUUCGGCGACAAGAAUCAGGACCACCGGCCGUUCUGGAAUCUGACUACGCUGUUGCUCGGGGUGUUCGCACUCAAGCACCAAAUCUCUCGGGCAGGGAUGACGGAUCUCUUUACCAUCCUACGCUUCGUGGACGGAGUACAAGGCGACGGUGGCGGAGACGGCAGGAAGUUCGAGACAGCCGACGUACCAAACAGCGGAGAGCACUUCGUGUCGCGGAUGCGCCAAUACCUACCGCUGUUUGAGGUAUGGGUGCGAGAUGCCUGGUUUAAACCCUCCAAGAAGGACCCUGCCGCACGGACCAAGGGUAAGGUGGACGACAUCCCAAUCGCACAUGUCAUGGCCUUUCUUUUGAAGUCACCAGCAUUCAUGGAGGAGAUGCUUGGCAACCCCGGCGGUGCCGUCGUGGAUGAGGAGGAGAGUAGGGGCAUUGGUUUGUCGAGCCAACACAUUUUCCCCGUGCCGACAUGCCCCAUCGGCAACGCCCGCCGGAACUGGAUGCACGGGACCAUCGUUCAAGGGCAGCCACACCUCAACGCCGACGGCUUCCUCAGUCUGGGAGGCAACAGAAUCUACGUGGGGGAGCUCGUCAUGUGUGAUCUACGAGAGCCACGUGCGGACACCCCACUGCAGGUGCCGUGCCGGGUAGUAAGGUGUUACUUCGACGAAGAGACGAGGAGGCUGGUGGUGGGUGUACGGUGCUUCCGGAAUGCGAACGAGGUGCUCGGGUUACCAUACGAGCACGCCGGCUUCGUUCAGCAAGCGGGACUCGGGCGUGUUUGGGAGGAGGUGGGACCGGCAUCCGAGGUUACGCUGAUCGACAUCGGGCUGGUGCUCGACCGUAUCGAGGUGUUCUCCAGCGCCGAUAUCGUAGACGGAGCUCACCAGAGGCCUUGGAUCGGGGAUGGUGAGCGCCGGCAUGGUUGGUUCUUUUUCGGCGAGGGCUUCGUCGAACGCAAGGGUAAUAAGUUCAAAACAAGGUUGGGGCACGGGCGAAAGAAGGGCUGGUCACGCGCUGGAGGCGAAGACGAGAAUUACCCGGACAUGCGUCGCCCUGGGGUCAUCCGCAACACCCACAGGCUCAAGUACCUCAGCCUCCUUGCCGGCGUCUGGGUGGACGAUUUCAACGUCUUCAGCAUAACGAACCCCGUAGGUGUGUACAGCUUCGGUGUUGUUUUUUGUUUCGACUGA